GCACCACUGUACUAUUGCACUACAACCAGUUCCAGCCCGGGGCGACUCAAGUGCAUUGCUUCUUUCCCUCUUUCGUCUCCCAGUUCAUCCUCUUUCGCCUGCCUCCCCCGGCCGUUUUGGCACCUGCUCAUCACCUCCCCCUCGUAUCCGAUUCUGGGGGGAAACAGAGAUCGCUUCCAUUCUUUCUUUCCCGCUUCUCGUCUCGCUUCCUCUCGACCUUUUCUCUUUUUCCCCCCCCUUCCCUCCCAGGCUUUCCCCUCCCCUCCUCGUGUCCGUGUUCCAUCAUCUGUUCCUCGCGACAGAUCGGGACCAAUACUCAGCACAGGCGUCGAAAGGAACCGUUUCCAGCUGCUCUCGGCCUGAGACCUCUUGCUACCUACCUUACUUAGCACCAAGCACCGGCCGGCCAGUUUGAAUUAACCUCAGGUUACCUCAGGUUGUCUCUCGAUACCCUCGAAUCCUCUUCUUUUUCUUCCAACACUCUUUUUCGUCUUUCCACCAUCCCUCUUGGCUGCUGCGCCUUCUUUGUUAUCCGCCAGACCGCAGUGCCUAAAACGGACGCCCGCCUCCCGCUAGUGCGUACUGCUUGGAUUCUAAGAAAGAACGCUCUACCGAUCCUCGAACCUGUUUAUCCAUCUGCAAUACCGACUGAAAGGAAGGCCCCUACGACGACACCCGUUUCCAAAAUAUUCGAUCUCAGAUUCCAUUUCUGCUUCUUCUUCCGCCCCUCUUCGACCCGUAUCAAAACUUUCUCCCGUUUUCGAGCGUCUAACCAAUCCUGACCUCAUUGUUCUCAUGCGCGGUUGGUAGCAUUCUCGGCAGCCACACCAUCAGCUGGCCAUCGACCUGUUAUUCGACCUCUAUGUGGCAUCCUCCAUUCUAGACUGACGCCAUAACCGAUCCUUCGGCUAAGACACGACCUGCACCGCCAGGAUUCCAACCACCGACCACUUCUUAGGCUCGCCCGAUCGUUCAUUCUAUCUGUUGUCGAUUCCCCCAUCUCACACGAGACCUGCAAAACAGCAGCAUCGCAUUGCAUGGGAACUUAAAGUAACACGCGAUUCGAAAUCGACCGACCAUGUCGCCGCAACGCCCAAACUUCAUCGAUCUUCGGGCGCCCUCGAGCAUGUCCAACGUUUCGAGACCUUUGCGAUCCCCCAGACUCCACGUCGCAGGCGAAGCACCCCCGGAAUUGUCACCUCUCGAUGCCUUCGCUCUUCAGAGUCGCCUGUUGGCGAGACAGCUCCAAGCUGCCGCGAGCGGCGAAGGAAGGCGCAUGAGCAGACUACCACCUCUGACGACUGAAAGUCCUUUGGUCGUACAGGGCCGGUCAGACUACUUUCGCUCUAUGUCUAAUGAUUCAGGAUCCGACGAGAUGCCACUUCCUGAGCUUCAAAACCCAGGAUUGGGACUUAGAACCGAGGUAGAGGACGCCUUCCCGUCUGAGAAAGAUCGACCGGUCUCGGUGCACCCUCGAAUGAGCCGCAUCCCGCCUACUCCCGACGAGAACGAGCCUCUCCCAACGCCCCUGCCCGAUAUGAUGCGUGGGCGAGUACUGGAUUCGAUGGAGGAGCACCAGGAUGAGACGUACUUUGGCGCAAGAAGAGAGCAGUCUCCUACGCCAAUGGAACACCCCACGAACGACUCUCACUUGCAAACCUCGCCUCCACGAAAAGACCAUUCACUACCUCUGCUCUCGCCAGCACGGUCACGCGAAAACUCAUUGAAUGGAUCGCCCGGCAAGUCAAAAGGACACUCGUUUGAUGGACCUGGCUUGGCUCCUCCGCGACCGAGCUUCACAGCACGAUCGGCGACCUCCAUGUCUUCUCCCCUCGAAAAUACUAGCGACGACAUGAGCAACUCGGUUCAGUCGUUGCCCCCGCGCAAACUUUCGAGUUGCAGCGCUUAUGCGGCGUCAAAUGCGUCACCCAACCUAAACCCAGGUCCUUUCCAACGCUCACCUUCCGUGUGCUCCGACGCCUCCAUGCCAUUACCGCGACCCUCCUUCAACUUUUCGAGGCCCAUGAGCCGAGCCGGCACACCUGGUUUGGAGACCCCAACGCGUCAGGCCUCCUCUGACAGCCAACCGUCAUUCAUGUUUGCGAAUGACGACUCUGCCAAUACCCCUGUUAGCAUGAACAGCGAGGGCUUCCCCGACCAUGUACAUGACGAUGGCAAGGCCGCUCCUUCGUACAUUUAUUCAAAGUACUCACUUCCUCGAGGCAAGAUCGUGCAGCGAUCUGUUCCUCUCGACCCUCACCCGCAAGCUUCCUUUCAAUGGGAACAGCCCGUGACUGCUCCGAGCAACGUGCAAGCUAUCCAACGCGGAGCACCUCCAUCUCCACCAACCCGGCCAUCUAGCUCAGCAGAGCCCGAUAACCUCAGCUUGGGCAAGCCUUCUUUCGAGCAAGGAAAGCGCAGUCUCGAUCGGGGUGGCCCAGCCCCGCAGCCAUCCCCCAAUCCCAGCCGUCCAUCAACCGAGAGCCGGGCUUCAGAGGAGGAUUCUCGGGGUCGUGCCCUUAUUUCUCACGCCCACGAUACUGCUCCUCGUGGUCAGACUGCCAUGUCAACUACCACCAGUGAUUCUAACAGCACUGUCAAGGCGGCUCGCUCAUUGGCGUCAGGUGCCCCGACAGCUUCAGACAUGUCUCCGGAGGAGCACCUAGCCAAGGGUAUUGAAUGCCAUGAGAAUGGCUCAGUAAAGGAAUCCACCUACCAUCUUCGCCAUGCAGCGAAGGGAGGCAACCCGACAGGUAUGCUUCUGUAUGCGCUGGCAUGCAGACACGGCUGGGGCAUGCGGCCCAACCAGCGGGAGGGUGUUGAGUGGCUGCGAAAAGCAGCUGAAUGCGCCAGCCUUGAAAUCGCCGAUGAUGAGGACCAUGUCAAGGAAGGAAAGUUUGUGGAUGCCAUGGAGCGAAGAACUCGUAAGGCACAGUUCGCACUCAGCAUCUAUGAGUUGGGUGUGAGCCAUAUGAAUGGAUGGGGCAUCGAGCAGGACAAGGCUCUUGCCCUGAGAUGCUUUGAGAUCGCCGGAUCUUGGGGCGAUGUAGAUGCACUGGCCGAAGCAGGCUUUUGCUACGCUCAAGGAGUUGGCUGCAAGAAGAACCUUAAGAAGGCCGCUGGCUUUUAUAGACAAGCUGAGGCCAAAGGGAUGAACAUGGUCGGCAACAGCUGGAUUCACAAGUCAAAGUACAAUGACGAAGACAAGCCUGCCAAAAAUGCCCGCAGCAAGUCGAGGACGCGCACCAUGUUCGGCAUUAAGACUGGCUAGCGAUGAGUCUUUUUGAAGUUCUUUUUGCGCGGAGCGUCUAGCGGCAUUUCAUGGAUCAUGACCACUUGCAUCAACACAUCACCUUCAUACCCCGCAUCUUCGGAGUUUCGGAAGACUGGCUCUGCGGAGUGCAGCUGUUUUUACUGGGCAUUUAAAAACUCAGAGGCUAGGAAUUGUGCCAUUUUCUGUAUUCAACGAGGUCUCAAAAAGUGUGACCUAAGGGAGGGGGGACAAGAACGCCUCUCCCUACUUUGUUCUAACAAUGUGUGCGAGGGAUUUGGGUCUUGGAGAGGCUCUGGGUUUGUGACAUAGGGACAAAAAAGUGAUGGGUCCUUUCUGCGUGUCCAGACCUUGAUCGAACAUACCCUUGAUUCCUAUGUAUAUACCACUUUUGUCUUUUUUUAUUCUGGGAGGGAAGCAAUGGCUCUCUUCAUAGGGUACUUCAUGGGGAUUCCUUUUGUCGUACAAAAUGCGUCUGCCUACCCAGUUGCGGUAGUGUAGCCAAUGGAUCAAAUUCUUGAAAUCAAACUAUUGAGCAAC
This is a messenger RNA of Colletotrichum scovillei, 3811 nucleotides long. RefSeq lists its product as uncharacterized. Lineage: Eukaryota; Fungi; Ascomycota; Sordariomycetes; Glomerellales; Glomerellaceae. The record is from RefSeq and is a predicted model, not a curated record. Gene Ontology annotation, molecular function: protein binding. The transcript is spliced from 3 exons. Bases 1079 to 3271 code for a protein of 730 amino acids.